Molecule: messenger RNA, 6719 nt
Organism: Notodromas monacha
Lineage: Eukaryota; Metazoa; Arthropoda; Ostracoda; Podocopida; Cyprididae
Source: the annotation of a GenBank genome assembly
UUUUGAAGGUUCAUCAGAGUUGAACCUCUGCCUGUAUUUAUUUCACCUACCCUAUGUCAGCUUUAAGUUAUCCGUUACCCUUACAGUUACUCCGUAUUCUUCACUGGGUUUACCCCUUUGGAAAUGGCGGCUGACGAUAAAGAGGCGGCACCUACCGUGCAAAAUGAAGGUCGUAAGAGGAAAUGUGAAUUAAAUAUUGUUUCCGCUGCUGUUCAGCACACUGCUGGCGGAGAAAAAAUGUUUGACUCUGUGAUGGAAGUUGUUGGGGAAUUCUUUGGUGCUGGUAGACGUCAAGAACCUAAUGUGUCUCCUGCUGCAGCUGGAGUGUCUAAUCGGCAUGCAACCCAUAACUGUUACCAUUCCCAAGAGCAUCAGCAGUUACCUGAGGUCAGCUAUGCAGCAAAUACUUGGGAUCAGUAUCCUAGUGUUCAGUACAACAGACAGCAGCAGUGGGAAGCUCAACCAGAGAAUUACCAGCAAAGUAUGUACCAACAGCAGCAGUGGCAGCAGCCUAGAAUUCAAAUGCAGGAGGACCCUGUUUGGAGCAAUCAGAAACAGCAAAUGUCACAAUGGUACAUGGACCCCAACUCUCCAGACUUCCCUUGGGGGAAGAACAACAGAGCUUUGGUCAACAUGGACAGGGAACCAUUCAAUCCUGGCAUGUUGGCUGUUGAGAGAAGAACUCUUGAGAGCAGCAGACCAGUUAUUGAGAGAAGAACUCUCGAGAACAGCAGACCAGUUAUUGAGAGAAGACCAGCAAUUGACCCCAUCAGGAGACCAUCAGUCUAUCAUCAGCCAGUCAUGAGAGGUCAAGUGGAGCAAAUGUACAAAGCACCCAUCACUAGGCAUCAGCAGCAGAUUCCAUCUGAUGCAGUCAUUCAGAAUGGUUUCAUGGAUGAAUAUGUUCUUGGUAGUCCAGUCAGGGAAUACAGGGUUCCUCAACCACCAGAAACCCCUGUUUAUAACCCCCACCACCAGCAAAGAUCACUGGGACCAGUUCCUCAAGGGCUUCCCAACCACAUUCUCUCCAGACAACUUCCCCCAAUGCAAUAUCAUCCAAAACCUCAACUAAGAUCUCUUGAGCCUGCAUUCCAAGAAAGACCAAUACCACCAAAAGUGAACAGGCUAUUUGAGCCACAACCAACUGUGCUGGGCAAGUUUUCCUUGACAAAGCAAAAUGAACACUACAAGAUCAAUAAUUUGCCCACUAGCAGCUCCCCAGCAGUUCCAGAGAAAACCACUAUGAUUUCGCAGCUGACAUUUCCUUUACCUGGAACUUUCCAGAAGCUCACACCAUCAUCUUGGCAAUCCAACCAUAAAUCCACUUAUCCACAACCCUUGAACAAUAAUGUGAACUAUAUGAGGCAACAGUAUGGGCAACCCCAGGAAAACACAGCACUUAAGCAGACUGAGCCACAUGAAUACCCCCAGUUUGGUCCAAGGCCAGUUCCUCCAUUGGAGUAUCUUGAUAAGGGAUCUCUGUAUGCAAGAUAUGCCAUGCCUGGAGAUCCAAGGUCUCCUCCUCCUCCUCCUCCUCCUGCUCCAGCAGCUGCUGUGAAACAUGAACAGCAAGGAAAGCCUGUUGAAAUGACUCAGUUGGUUGAGCACAGCAGAGUAAUACCAUCUGUUACUGGUGCUGAAAAAGUGCCUGAAGUGACUAUUCAACCACAAGCUCACCAACUGAUGACGGUGACUGCUGAACCUUCCCCAGUAGAAAAGAAAAGCCAUUCAGAGAAAACUAAGAUGAACUUCACAGCUGAUGUCAUAGAGCAAGCAUACAGUGUUUUCAUGGCACCAAUCACAACAGAGGAGUUUAUUCCAAGGACCAAAGGUGGUGAAGAAAAUGAUUGUUCACCAGAAGAUGAGGCUCAAGAUCAGCCAAUGGUUCAAUGGUUGCCAACUCCUCUGAGUUGUCCGAAUGGAAAAAGCCACCAGUUGGUACUUCUACUUGGAGAUGAAACUGAUGAUCAGAAACAAGACUUAAAAGUCAAGGUCAAGACACAUGGUGAAACCUGCUCUGUUAUGUGGCCUGUGGAUGUUGUGGUUGACAAACCAGGGCUCUUCUCCACAAUGAAACAGAGCUCAUUCAUAGUGCCAGUGACAGUUUCUGAUGUACCAUUGAGGAUUCUUGGUGGAGAUGAAACUAACAAGAAUAUUCAAGGAGGCAGAGAAUCUUCAGAGUACAACAUUGAACAAAUCACCCAUUCUACUGACCCAUGGCCCAGGAACAAUCCCAUCUACUAUAAUAUCCACAAUUACAACCAUAAUCUAGUGCCACAGCUGUAUCAAGAACCUGUUCUUGCUCCUGCUUUACCCAGAGACUCUACUGGUGGCACUUGGCUGAAAGUGCUUCAGCGCAAAGAAGAAAUUAGGAGACAGGAGCAUCCCCAUGCAGUGAUGAUGAAGCCAGUGGCUGAUGUUACUUUAGACAGCCAAGGUGCUGUUCAAUAUUCCCAACCAUUUGUCACUUUGAGCAAUUAUUCAGCUGAAAAACAAGCUCAACUUAGUGCUGCUCAUGCUGCUGAAGCUGAAACUGUGAUGAAGCUUCAGGAGCUGCAUCACAAGCAAGCUGAGAUUGCAAAGCUUGAGAGCUCUGUUGCUGAUGUGAAGCCUUGGGCUGUAGUGAGUGCUCCUGUUCCUGAGCACUUGAAGCCUGCUGCUGAGAAAGACAAUUCAACUGCUUCAACAUCCAGCAGGUCCAAGAAAUCUGGCAGGAGAUUCAUGAGUGCCAUUAGGUCAAAGCUGAAUAAGUUGGGACUGUCUUCAUCUAACAAAGGUAACCCACCUGCUUCUGAGCAGGAGCUCAACAAUAAAGCAGAAGCUGCUCCUGUGGCUCUGGGUCCUCCACUGCCCAAGGAAACCUCAUUUGUGCCUGCUGUAGCUUACCAACAGCAGCCAAUUUGCCAAGAACUUCAAAGACAGCCAUCUGAACUAGACUACCAGAGGUAUGAAGAGCUUGGUGAGGUGACCAGGAAUCAUUUGGCCCCUUUUGCUCAUAUGAGGCCAGAGACAUUUGACCAGUCACCAAUGUCUGAGCGUUUUUGCUAUUCUGAGCCAACUCAAAGCCUGAGACAAGUGGGGCAAAUGGCUGCUUAUCACAACAUGGUGCCACACCCAGUGCAACCAGCACAGAAUGUCAUCAUCCCAGCAUUUGACUCUUACUAUCCUGGACUGUCUCUUCAUCCCAACUGGGCUCAUGAAGAAGCUGAUUACUAUGAGUUGAGGCAGCCCAAUCAAGCAUUGCUGGGGUUUUCUGAUGAUCACCUGGGUCCCAGGCAUUUGCCAAAAUUGGGAAAGCAGCUGAUGAGGCCAACCCAGUUUGGCAGGCUGGUCAAUGUCAAUCCAUUUCAGAUUAACUUUGACCAAGCUUUGGCCACCUCUGGACAUCCACUGCUGCCAGGAUUCUUCACCAGUUGUGCCACUGACACCAUGGAAAGCUCUUGCAUGGGUUCCUUGAGAACAGGCACAUUGAGUUGUUGUGAUGAGACACUCCUGGACUGUGUCUGCUCUAGCAGUUUUGAAUCUUGCUCUCAGUGCACAUCAUGCAAUGCUAGUUCAUGUGAUUCUUGCUCCAUCUCAUCUGACUCAUCAAUUUCCAGAAUGACUGGAGGGGAAAUCAAGAAAAAGAGGAGGAAGGUAGCCAAGAAGUCAGUGGUCAUGGCUGUUGCUGCUCCACAAGAGCCUGUGCUAGGCACUGACCAAUUGAUUGCUCAAGUUAAUGCUAUGGCCCCUGAGAACCCCUUAGUUGAGGUGACUGCUCCAGCAGAGCCACAAGUUGUGCUGGGAGAAGCAGCAUUGCAGGAGACCAAGCCUGAUGACUCUGAGAGCAACAUUUCUCAUCUGCUGGAUGAGGCCAUCACCAAUGCCAUGGGGCGCAAAGAAGCUGGUCCUGUGGAGACUAGGAACAAAGCCUUUGAUGAGUUCCUCUAUGGCACCAGGAAAAGCGGCAACAGCAGCAGGCGCAGGAAGCGCAGCAACAGGACCACCAAGGCCCCACCUGCUGGUGAUGCUGAGGAACUGCCUAAAGAGGCGAGUAUCAGUGCUCUACCAACCAUAGUCCCCAUAGGCACAGGAUUUCCAGCCUCAUCCCUUGCUGCAGAACCCACACUAGUUGCCCCCAGGCCACCUCCAAAGGUCGUGGGAGGGAUUCAAAGGGCCUAUGACUUGGUGGAGACUGCCAUGGACAUCACAGGGCAGAGUCUCAUGCAAGGUGCUGCUACUGCCAUCUACCUCUCACGCCCUACACUCUUGCAAUCCCUGAGGGAUGACCCUGGAGACUUCAUUGGCUUGGAUGCAACUUUGCACUCACCUGCUGUUACAGCUCACAGUAAGGAUGCCCUGCUCACCAAGACAGCCAUGAUCCUGGCAGAGGCUCUGACUGGUUCUGCACAAGUCUCUGGUACCCCAGUCCCUGAGGAUGGGUCUGGGAACAGGAACUCAGACUUUGGCAGGACCAUUAUCUCUUCUGGUGUCAACAAGUUGCUCAAAAUCCUGCCUGAUGAACCAGGAAUGACUACAAACUCCCAGGAAGACAUUUUCAAGCAUCCACAUGUGGGACUGGGCACUGAAAAGGUCCUGGAGGACAUUCAAGAUCCUGAUGAAACCCCUUCUGAAGCAGUGGCUCAAGGUUUGGAAAUGGUGGAAACUGCAGAAGAGGUUCUUAGGAAGUAUUUACCUGCUGACAAAGUAGCUGGGACUUUAGCCACAUCAGGUGCUUCAGGAGUCAUCAGGGAAGCUGAAGAUGCAGUCAGGACAAAAGUCUCUGACCAGAUCAACACUGCAGCAGACAUAAUCUCCAGGGCUGCUGAGUUUAUAGCUGGGGAUGAAGGCAAGGAUGUGGUGGCUGAAGUCAAGGCCAGUGCUACCCGCUUGGCUGAGACCACAGUUAAGGAAGGUUUUACUGCUAUUGAAGAAGCUGCUGAUGAGGUUAUGAUCUCAGCUGGCAAUAGGACCAAGCAAAUUGCCAGUGACUUGACAGGGGCUGAUCCAUCAAAAGUUGAUGAGAUUGCCACAGAGAUCACCAAGUACAUCAAAACCACUCUUGCUGACAAUGCUGAAGAUGAGGAUGAGGAUGAGACCCAAGAAUUUUCCUUGAUGACUGAAUUUGCUGAACAGUUGGUGACAUACUUUGCCAAUGGAAAAAUUGACUCCAAUGCUAAGAAAAUACUGGAUAGUUCCAUUGCAGCAGCAAAGCAAUACAGUGCUGAGGAAUACCUGAAGAGCACCCUUAGUGUCUCAACUGAUAUCCUCAGUUACUUGACACAGAUUUAUAGGAUUGAAAGCAUGAAAAAUGUCAAUAGCCGAAGAUCAACUGGGGUCUUACUGAGAGAGGCCAUUAACCAUGCAGUGACUAAGCUCAUUAAUGACCCAGAGCGCCAGGCUCUAACAGAAGCCAGAGAAAGCCUUUUGUCUCUCAAUCAAGAACCCACUGAAUUUUUUGAGCAUGGCCAGCCUCUGCAAAUUGGGAAGACUGUGGGCCAAACAGAAGAAGCUUAUAAUAAAUUGGCAGCACCAAACAAGCAAGAAGAAGAGUUGAAGAUGAUCAGCAGUUUCAUUGCCAAUGCAGCCAAGUUAAUAAUGAGCCCAAUGACCAACACAGAAGCUGCCAGGAACCUACUAAGAAGAGCUCUGACCCACCUAAAGCACCAAGAAGGUGUAGCUGAUCUUCAGCACAGUGUCAGGAGGCUUUUGCAAAGCCUGGAGUUGGAAAAACCUUUGCCAGAGUCUUCUGAAAUUCCCCUGGGUGCAGAUAAAGAACUUAUGCAGGCUUUGAAGGCAACUGUGGACCCUGAAACUGUUUCUAUGCUUGGACAAACUGCUGGAAACAUUGCUGAGAGAGGUUUGGAGACUGUUGGCAAGUACCUUUCAGAGCCAGUGAGAAGACAGGCUGAAGAAACACUCAGGGUCACCACAAAUGCUUUAACCAACCUGGCACUCAAGCAUGCAACUGAAACAAGCCAGGACAUGAUCAUUGAUGCAAACAUGAUUGCUGAAAAUGUCCAGGAGAAGCUUGAACCUGUUGAUAAUGUGGCACCCCCUGAUGCUGCUUCUGUGAUCUCAACCAAUAAUGCACCUAUUCACAUAGCUGAGACCAUGGCUGACCAGACAGACCCUGUCAUCCCAACCUCUGAUGAAGAGGAGACAGCAGUGGAAGCAGUUGCAGAAAAGGUUUCCAACACACAGCUAUCCAUACCAAAGAGGAUGGACAAACCAAAGAAAAAGCUCAGCAGGAGCUCUUCCAGAGGGUCUCAGAGGCACUCAAGGUCCAGGAGCAAUAAUAGGCUCUCUUCUAAAACUAAGCUUGCUUUUCCUCCCAUUUUGGAUCGCUAUGAUCAAAUCAUUGAGUCAACAAGACCUCAAGAACCACCUUUCAACCCCUGCAAGGGUGAUCAGCAAACCUUCAUGGCUGAGUUGCAGAAAGGGCUGUCUGAAAUGGUUCCAUUUGUACCUGAUCCCAAGCUUACUGAUACAUCUGGAUGCAAUCCUGAGCAGCUGGAUGAACCAGUUUUCCCAUUGAACCUUUUGACUCCCAGCUCAGCUCCAAAGCCAGAAAGUCUGAGCAGAGGUGCAAGGCCAUCUAGGAGGAAGUCCAAGAAGCAAAGAAACAGCACCUACAAGAAGAAAUGACAAAUUCAAUUUGCUGAUGAACCUGAAAGUUUUCACAUUUUUCCCUGCUUUGUGAUUUUAAUAAACUCAAAUGUUGCUUCCUCUGAAAGGAA